Messenger RNA from Galeopterus variegatus (Sunda flying lemur), 1266 nucleotides. Its product is annotated as von Willebrand factor A domain-containing protein 3B-like. Lineage: Eukaryota; Metazoa; Chordata; Mammalia; Dermoptera; Cynocephalidae. The coding region runs from base 211 to 1266 and encodes 351 amino acids. The record is from RefSeq and is a predicted model, not a curated record. The transcript has 7 exons.
GGGAAAUCAAACGGCUGGAAUCCUUGGCGCCCUUCGCCGACUCUUCGCCCGCGGGAGUCGCUGCUUUAUCCUGCAGCGGGAUGCUUACCUCGCCCGCCCCCUCGGGUCAGGCGGCCCCCGGCGUGUGGGACGGUGGCUGCUGAACAGGAGCCUCGUCGGCCAUCUGACAGACUGCCUAGAGGUCCCUGUGACUUAAAUCCUGAUUCAGAGAUGCAGAAAGCAAGCUCGUCUUCUACCAUCUCUGACCAGCAGCUACAGAGGCAAGAGGGGCUGAGAAACACCAAAACAGACUUGGCUGAGCAGAAUUUCAUCUCAUCUGAGAAAUGGCUUCAACUGCAUGGGCUUAAGAGCAACAAAUUGACCUUGAAACAGAUUUUGUCACAGAUCGGAUUCCCACAUUGUGAAGAUUAUGUGACAUCUCUGGGGAGACUUGUGGCUUCUCGGUAUGCUGAUGGCCUGUUUCCACAGCUCUGUAGAGCAGAAGAUGGCAGAGUCUACAAUCUGACAGCUAAGUCAGAACUGAUCUAUCAGUUUGUGGAAUGUUUAACACAAGCCGUGGAGAGCUACAAGCAGCGGAUGGAAUGGCUCACCAGCAGAAGCCGGCAGAUUUUUGGUGUCAUCUUGGAACAGUGCAUCACCAUAGUGCUGGAUUUUGGUGGCAUUCUGGAGGGGGAGGUUAAUUUGUGCCAAGACGCGCUAAUCAUGGUCCUCCAGGAGCAGGUGGCUCACAUAACCAAGUUCAAUAUCAUACAGGUUUCUCAAGAGCCUGUGAAAUGGCAGGAAGAUGCUACUCCUGUGACUGAACAGUCCAUAGCCGCUGCCAUCAGCUGGGUUGAGACACUGACUUUUGAGGUGACUGUGAGUGAAGUUAGCCGCUUGCAUGCUCUGCUGGAAGCUGGGAAAGACAAAGCCAUCGAAUCCAUUUACUACUUUGUGGUGGGGGACGUUCCUGAAGAAUCCAAGGAGCUUCUCCUCCAGAGGGCUUUGGAGAUCCCAUAUCCAAUCUACACAGUGUCCUUCAAUGCCAGAGGAGAAAGCACUAUAGCUUUCCUGAAGGAUCUGAGUGCCAAAACCCAUAGCAGAUUCCACGCAUUUGCCGAGAGAACCGACUGUGCAGAAUCUCCUGCAUUUCCCGCCGAGGAUGGCGACAGUGCGAUUACUGGGAAUUCAAGGAAACUGAAAGGAAAACAACCUCCAGGUACCUGGAAUCCAAAAGAAGCAGUGCAGUUUGUAUCCUUAAUGACCUCGGGUGAUCCACAUAGCUAG